AUGAAACCGUUGGGGAUGGAGGGCGUGGCGACGUUUGAUCCGAUCGCGGGCAUCAUGCUGUGGCGCGAGCAAAGGAAAGCCGCGGCCGCGCGGCGCCGAGCGCGCGCGGAGCUGUACCCGAACGAGGACCCGCCGCCGACGCCGGACUUGAAGCCGCUGAUUUUGGGGAUGAAGCACAGCGUAGCCGUCUACGGCGCGCUCGCGGUGAUCAUGCAGAAGGGAUUCGUGGGGGGACUGAAACACGAGGUCAUGUCCGGGUUUAAGAGCGCGGGGGACGACGUCACCGCGGCCGCGGCGAGAAGCGCGGGGAUCGACCCCGCGGACAUCGUGAGCGCGAACUGGAGCACGCUCACGUUUUCGCCCGCGUCGUACGUCGCCAUCGACCGCGGCGCGAAGACGGUCGUCGUCGCGAUUCGCGGCACCGCGCAGCUCGAAGAUUUACUCACCGACGCGUGUUGCACGUCCGUGCCGUUCUGCGGCGGGUGGGCGCACGCGGGCGUCGUCGCGAGCGCGUGGCAGGUGGUGCAGACGCAGAUCGCGCCCGCCGCGAGGGCGAUGGCGAACAACCCGACGUUCGAGCUGCUGCUGACGGGGCACAGCAUGGGCGCGGGCGUCGCCGCGUGCAUCGCGAUGCUUCUGCGUCUCGGCGACGCCGACGUCCUCGCCGCCGCGAGCGAGGGGAUACGAAAAGCCGUGGACGAGGACGGCGCGAGCGAGGAGGGCGCGGCCGCGGCGACGCGAAACGUCACGCGCGCCAUCUGCCACUGCUUCGCCGCGCCGAGCACGUGUUCGCUCGAUCUGUCGAACGCCGCGCGCGAGUACGUCACCGCGGUGGUCGCGGGUAAGGACGUCAUCCCACGCUUGUGCUACGGCAGCGUGCGGCGGCUGUUACGGCGGUUAAACAGCGCCGCGCCGUCGCAGCCGAUGAUGCGCGCGAUCAGUAACGCGUUGGGGGGGCGGGAUAAGGGGGGAUCGCAAGGGAUCGGUCGACGCGGCGGGGGCGGGGACGGAGACGGAGACGAGUCGCCGCUCUACGUCGCGGAGGAGGACGCGAGAGCGUACGAAGAGGACGAGGCGGAGAUUACCGGACGGAUGAGCGCGCUGCACGACUUCCACGCGCCGACGGCGUCGGAUAAGCCGAAGAUCCCCGAGCCGGAGCCGCGCGACGCGGAUGAAUCGGAAUCGGAUCUUGCCCCGGACGAGACGGACCGAUCGGCUUCAAACGCGCCGCCGCCGAAACCGCCCGACGGCGACGGCGCGGCGGCGGCGGCGACGCUCGCGAAGGCGCAGCCGCGCGCGCCGUCGGAGCGCGAGCGCGAAGAGAAGCGCAAGCAGAGAGCGCGGCAAGUCGCCGCGGUCAAAGCGGCGACGUCCGCGACGGCGGCGUCGGGGCUGGACCGCUGCCAGGCGCACUGGGACGACCUCGAGGGCGUCACCGGGCUCGAGCUCAGAGACCACGGCGCGGGCGACUUCCUCGUCCAACCGGGGCGCGUCAUCCACCUGCGUCACCUCAGCUCGGACGACGGCCCCACCGCGGAGGAGCGGCAUCCCACGGCGUUCACGGAGAUCCCGCUCUCGACGCGGAUGAUGACGGACCACAUCCCCAUGGUGUACAUGUCCGCGAUGAACGCCGUCGUCGCGGCGGCGGAGAGAGAGAAAGUCGCGUCCGAACGCUGGGAGGAUCUCUUCGCGGAGGAGGUCAGGGUGUACGGCCCGGGAGGGUACGACGUCUACGCCGACGCGGUGGCCAUGUUAUCGGAGGCGGACGCGAAGCGGUUGGGGAGGAGGGGCGAGUUCGACGUGGGGGGCGGAGAUGGGAGCGACGGCGAGAGGACGGGCGGCGGCGGCGGACUCGGCGCGAUGUGGGCGCAGGUGAGACGAGCUGUCGGGAUGAGCGCCGGGUCGACGAGCUCGUCGUCGUCUUCGUUGAAGUCUUCCCCGCCGAAGCCCCCGGCGGCGGCGGCGGCGGCGGAAGAUAAAACGUCGAUCGACGCGCCCACCGAGGAAACCCCGCCGGCGGCGCCGAGGGCGCGGAGUAAGAAGGAGGAGCACGCGAAGGCGAUGUCGGCGACGCCGCCGGCGACGCCGGCGACGCCGGCGGAGACCGCGCCGGGUCGCGGCGCGUGGAAUUUAGGGCGGAUGUUCGGCGGGCUCUUCAGAGGCGGCAAGGGCGAGAGUCCGAGUCCGAGUCCGAGUCCGGAGGCUGCUGAGGGCGGCGAGGUGGACGCGUAGAAGAAGAAACAGAAACUAAACGUAGAAG
Molecule: messenger RNA, 2260 nt
Organism: Micromonas pusilla CCMP1545
Lineage: Eukaryota; Viridiplantae; Chlorophyta; Mamiellophyceae; Mamiellales; Mamiellaceae
Exons: 2
Coding region: 1-2232 (743 amino acids)
Biological process (GO): lipid metabolic process
Source: RefSeq, a predicted model, not a curated record